CAGAAAGAACAGUCAAAAUGCAGGCAGGGCACAGGACAAAGCACUCGGGACAAAAUUGAAUUUAGUGAAUGUCACUUUUUAAUCAUUUUUAAAUUUCCCGCCGGUUCCGUCCCCCCUGUACGUCCCGACGUCACAGGGAGCGGAACCCAGAAGACAGAUGCCGGCAUCGGCCGGAGGAGAUGGCCGGGGACGCUGCAGGGGGGAGCAAAGGACAAGGUAAGUGCAGGAGGGAUCCCAGAGCAACGCCAGAUUGGUAUUUCCGAGUGUAGCUCGGGGUUACCGCUUGUG
Messenger RNA from Staurois parvus, 288 nucleotides. The record is from the annotation of a GenBank genome assembly. NCBI's taxonomy places the organism in Eukaryota, Metazoa, Chordata, Amphibia, Anura, Ranidae.